AUGGAAAAAGAAAAACCUGAAGAAUCGGACAACAAACCCGCACCAGCUGAUGUGAGCGAUACGGUAAAGGAACCGCCAGCACUGGAACCAGUUAAAAGUGAGGAAAAAGUUCCCGAUCCGAUCCCGAAUGCAGUUCCUUCCGGUAGUGGAACAAAGGCACCGGCAGCGAAACAGUCGACACCGAAAACCACGAAGAAAAAGCGACCAAAACCACCGAAGGAUGCAAAUGCUCCGAAACAUCCGCUUACUGGGUAUGUUCGCUACAUGAACGAGAAUCGAGAAGGUGUGCGGCAAAAAAAUCCAACUCUAACGCCCAUUGAGAUAACGAAAAUUAUGGCAGAAGAGUGGUCCAAGUUACCGGAAGAUCGAAAGAAACCGUACCUGGAAGCGGCCGAAGUGGAUAAGGAACGGUACAACAAGGAAAUAUCGGAAUACAAACUGAACAAUGAGGCGAAAGCAAAAGCAUUGCAGAUCGAGGCACAAGUGGCGAAGAAGGAAGUAGCGGAACCAAAGGUAACCAUACCGGCCAUUCCGUAUGUCAAUGGGAAAGUGGAGCCUAAAGUGUCACGCCAAGGGGAUUAUGAUAUACCCAUCUUUACGGAAGAUUUUCUUGACCACAACAAAGUCGUCGAUUCGGAGUUGCGUACGUUACGCAAAUCCAACAUAGAUUAUGAGCAGCAGAAUUCCGUGCUGGAAAAGCACGUUGAAAACAUGGAAAAUGGUAUUCUAAAGCUGGACAGUGAAACGAGCAGUCUGGAUGCGCGGAAUGCUGUGCUAGAGAGCUAUCUGCUAAAGUUGCGAACCACACUGGCUAAUGCACUGCAGGGAUUACCCAUCUCCAGCGAUUGUCCCGGAGCUACAGUAGACAAUAUCGAUCAGUAUUUGGAGAAUUUGCAUCAGAUGGCAGACUCAAGCACGCAGGGACACACAUUGAACAAAGCGAAAGACAUUAUUCGUAAGCUAGAUCUACAGAACCUUACGCUUUAA
Anopheles marshallii is the source of this 987-nucleotide messenger RNA. RefSeq names its product high mobility group protein 20A (gene Hmg-2). The record is from RefSeq and is a predicted model, not a curated record. Gene Ontology annotation, cellular component: nucleus. NCBI's taxonomy places the organism in Eukaryota, Metazoa, Arthropoda, Insecta, Diptera, Culicidae. The transcript is spliced from 2 exons. Gene Ontology annotation, biological process: regulation of gene expression. The coding region runs from base 1 to 987 and encodes 328 amino acids.